CUUGAAUUGAAUCACACUUUCCAAUCCAACCAACCUUUAUACUAAGAACGCGUUUCACGAAAAUACAUUUUAUAAACGAACGAGUAUCACGAUGAAUUGAAUGUUUAAAUACUCAACAAGCGUUGAAAGAAUUCGCAACAAAAAUGGCGAAUUCAAGUAAGAGAGUGCUGAUCACCUCAAACGGCGACGAUAUUUCCCACGGCAUUGCUUUCCAUUUAGCCAAACAAGGAUGCAGGUUGGUUUUGAUGGGAAACGCGAUCAGAUUAGAGAGUGUUGCACGGAAAAUAACGGAUUCUGUUGCUGUGCAUGUGGUUGAAUUGGAUUUGGAAAAUGAUGAUGAAUCGGUUUUUCAUCAUGCUGUUGAUAAGGCUUGUAAGAUUUUGGGGAAAUUGGAUGCUUUUGUUAAUUGUUACUCUUAUGAAGGGAAGGUGCAAGAUCAUCUCGAGUUAGCUGAGAGCGAGUACAAAAAGAUUGUUAAGAUAAAUUUUAUGGCUCCGUGGUUUUUGUUAAAGGCUGUUGGCCAAAGGAUGCGGAACUUCAACACUGGAGGGUCCAUUGUAUUUUUAACAUCGAUAAUGGGUUCUGAGAGAGGGCUUUAUCCAGGAGCUGCUGCAUAUGCCUCAGCCUUGGGUGGAGUUCAACAGUUAGUUCGGGCAUCAGCUAUGGAGAUAGGGAAGUACCAGAUCAGAGUUAACGCUAUUGCACGAGGCCUUCACCUGGAUGAUGAAUUCCCAUUAUCAGUGGGAAGGGAAAGGGCAGAGAAGUUAGUGAAGGAGGCAGCACCACUUGAGAGAUGGCUUGAUGCUAAGAACGAUCUUGCCUCUACAGUCAUCUAUCUAAUCAGUGAUGGGUCACGUUACAUGACAGGAACAACUAUAUUUGUUGAUGGAGCACAGUCUAUAACUAGGCCUAGGAUGCGCUCCUUUAUGUGAUUAUUUUCUCACAGCUGCCUCAGUAAGGAACUUUUUAAGGCAUGUUUGUUCAUGCAUCUGAUUUACUUAUCCUUGUGCAUAGGACAUGAUAAAUUUAUGGAAGUUAUAAUUGUUUAAUAAUGUAAUGCUCAAAAAAAUGAGCCAUAGUGAUAGGACCUUGAAUGAGUGUGAUUUUUUUUAUGGAUCAAAUUGUAAGGUGGGAAAUGAAUUGUGCAAGGAAAAUCAUGUUAUAAGGUUGUUGAGCACAGAACAGAUUCCUUCAGUUUAUUAGGGGCAUAAAGUAUUGGUUCUCCUAAGCUCUAUGCCUUUGAUUUUCAGAUAUACUAAUACAUUAUUUGUUUUGCAA
This is a messenger RNA of Vicia villosa (hairy vetch), 1278 nucleotides long. RefSeq lists its product as uncharacterized. The transcript has 4 exons. Lineage: Eukaryota; Viridiplantae; Streptophyta; Magnoliopsida; Fabales; Fabaceae. The record is from RefSeq and is a predicted model, not a curated record. The coding region runs from base 144 to 932 and encodes 262 amino acids.